AUUUGUGAUGAUCCAUAGCUGAAAGAGUGAUCGAAAGAUGGCGCUUUUAAAUCCUGUUUUAAUGAUGUUGGUGAUACACGCUUUGGCCAUUCCUUCAGAAACACGAAAGCUGGACAUUGGCGAAACAAAAACGGAUAUAGGUGAUGAUUCUUCAAAGCAGCCAGGUGUGAUGAUACAACCACAAGAGGCUGAAGAGGUGUUUUUGCCAGAUUCCUUGCCUACCUUAUCUGAUUUGUUCACAUUAAAAUCACGCGUGUUCAAUAUCGAGCAGACUGUGGCUGAUAACUGCAAAGUAACGUGGGCGUCCAACGGUUGCACGGUGUCCUUAACUCCCAACCCUGAUGACUGUGUGAAUGUUAAUGUUGUCAUUGAAAAAGUCUUGAAUACUAUUAGUGGUAUUGCAGAAGCACUUCGGCUAGGCUCAAUUGGGAAUAAUCCUAUUGAUUUGUCUGAUUUGGUUGUAAAUUAUCUUGAAGUCAAUGUCUGUAAUGAAACCGUGGAACUUUCAGCUACUUUAUUUGAUGAUCGGGAGAUAACAAUUAUUCCUUCUACUUUAAGUGUUACAAAUAUCGAGAUCGACCUGUCUAUUGCGGUUCCAAAUAAAACUACCACUGUGUCGUUUUAUGCUACAUGGGACUUUGGAGGGGUUUCAUUUAUUAUCCAAGCAGGUUAUGAGAGUGGGGAAUACGAAAUCACUGCACUCCCAGUUACAUCUGAUGUAACCCUUGCCACAUUGUUGGGAAGCGUCGCAAAUGCAGUGGUACCCGGUGAUACUACUAGUGCAUUAGGUCUUUUCAAUGAACUGAAGUUCAAUAGCAUUGUUGUAAGUGACAUGAUUCUCGAUGCUAAAUUUACAGAUUCUGGCAAUGGGUUCGAAUUCUCCUUUACAUCAACUGUACCUGGUCUUGGUAGUACAAACAUCAUGUUAAACUUCAACAGACUCAAAGAAGGAGGUAAUUUCACAAAUGGAUUUUCAUUGGCUGCCCUGAUGAAAGAACUGACCCUCGCCUCAAUUAUUCAACAUAUUGGGAGCUAUGAUAUAUCCACUGUGCCUCUAAUUGGCAGUUUAGCCUUUCCAGAAGUAGCGCUUAUUGGGGCUUCUAAAGAUAUUCCCGAGCUCAUUGUCAACUUUACCAGUGAUUCUGAUGUUAUGUCUUUACUACCAUCAGUCACCAAGGGCGUCACCCUAUUGUUUACUGCAAGAUUUGACGGAGACUCAGACCCGAUGAAUUUCAUGGUUAAAUAUUCUGCUCCUAAGUCAAUUGGCUUUACAAUUUUGCCAGGACCGCAGCUUGACAUCGAGGGUAUCAUAAACAAAGUUCUCAACUCGAUCAAUCUUCAGCUGCCACCUGGAUUUCCAUUGGCGGGGUUUCUCAGUCAAGGUCUUUCUAAUAUGAACUAUAACGGUGAUAUCAAUGAGUUAAAUAUUCCAGUGAUACUUGGAGAUGACAUAAUAAUAGUGAAGCAUGUGUUCGAGAUAAAAGAACCUCAGAUCGUCUUUGUCAUAGGCCUAGGAAAACCAAGGACUUUAAACUUCUUGGCAAGUGGCACAUGGAUGAUAAAGGACUAUCCCAUUGCACUUAGCAUUAGUAAACCACCUGGAGCACCCGAAUUUUUGGCAUCUGCUUGUUCUGAAAAACCACUAGAAGUUGGAAAAGUCAUGGCACAAUUAGCGUCGUCGUUUCUUCCUGAUUUCGUCGGUAAUAUUUUCGAGACGUUCUCAAUCGAAAAUCCAUGUUUUGAAGUUUCGAUAGGCAGCAAUUUUGGUGUGAGAGUAAGUGGCACUGCAGUUAUAGGUAGUUUUGAUGCUUCGAAGGUAGAAGUAUUAGGAGGAAAGGUAGAUGGGGCUAUGCUUAUGGCUUUAGGCAUUGUACUUGAAAAGACUAGACUCAGUAGCGUUAUAGAUAAACUCACUACGGGUAACGUUGACAUAACUCCAAUGCCAGGUAGUAGGAUAUUUGACGAAAGCUCUAUCGGACUCGUAAUGUCAACUCAUGAAAUACCAACCAUGGGAAGGAGUGAAUUAGAAUUCAGACUCACAAUGUUGAGCAACACCAAUACAUUAGAUGGUGUAUCGAUUGUUGUCCAUAUGAAACUCCCAGUUGCCGCAGACUGUUCGGGUGAUUUCCUCUGUCGAGUUUUUAACAAGUUCUUUCCUAAUCUCUCUAUGGUUAUGAAGGGGCGACUUGCAAUUGAUGACCUUCUACUCGAGUCGACGAUUCCUAAAGAAAUAGAGAUUGCUCCAGGAUUUAUGCUGUCUGGUUUAGGGUUUAGAAUCAUUGCAAGACCAUCUAUGAUAGAGGUAGCCCUGAUAGCUAGUCUAACUAUAGACGAGCCUGCUUUACGUUUUACUGGUGCGAUUGGGUUUUCAACUACAGGGGCAACAUUGGAGAUGGCAAUGGUGGAGUGUUGGCCUAAACCAUUCACUAUUCCGAUUGUAACUAUAUGUGACCUAUUUAUUAAAAUAGGCAUAUUACCUGAACCUACUUUCGUCUCUGAGUUGCAUCUAGGGGGUCGUGCUCAGAUCGGUUUGAUUGACAACUCCAAAGCAAGACUCUUCAAUGCAUCUUUGUUUAUCGGCCUCAACAAAAUCGUCCCUUCUGAAAGUUAUUUCUUAGGAAAAAUUACUGAAUUAACGAUCCCCGAAAUAUUAGCUGCAUUUGCGUAUUACCCGAGUCUGCCAAAGGCUUUAGAUGAGAUAGGUUUUCCAGAUGGUAUUGAUGUAUCAUACUCCCAGUUUGGUAAAGUGUUGCCAAAUGUUGUAACAAUACCCAGUGGGUUUAGAUUUAACGGCACAAUACAAAUAAUGCGCUUUAGAGCUAGUAGUAGAAUGCGCAUGGACAUUAAUGGUAUAUUCAUAUUUUUGACAGUAGAUAGGUUUAAUAUUGGCAAUGAUCUAAUCAGCGUUGAUGGUGAUGGUGAAUCUGGUCCUGAAUUGUUAGUUGACGUUGGGUGGAAUCCACCUAGAGCCAAGAUUGAUAUUCAGGGGAAAGUUUGUGUGCUUAAAAUAUGUGCAUCAGUUAAUAUAACAGUCGAUUCACAAGGUAUUCACUUUGAAAUAAGAGGUAAAUUCUUAGAUCUCUUUGAAGCCCAACUUACCCUUACUGCUAGUUACACAUCAUUAGAUUCUGCAACGUUUAGUGUAUCGGGAUACUUUGAGAAAACACUCUUGGAUACCUUGAAGAACAAGGUGGUCGGCGCCAUUGAUAAUUUAAGUGAGGAGGCAAGUGAGGCCCUUGAUGCAGCCACUAAAGAACUUGAAUCAGCUAAACAAAGUAUGGAAAAUGCAGCUGAAGAUCUGCGAGCUAAGAAAGCUGUUGUUGAUGGGAUUCAAAAUUCAAUUAAUGCCAAAGCUCGAGAGAUUGGUGAUCAGAAAGCAAAGAUUGACGACUUGGAAAGGAAAUUGAAGGAAAGUGUAGAAGUUGCCGAAAGAGAGGUUGAGAAAUUAGAGGAUGCAAAGGCAGAGAUCAUUAAAAUAGAAAACGAGAUUAAGAAAAUAGAAGAUAGCUGUCCAGGUGGAUGUUCAUCAAAGCUCAAGAAAAGAAGCAUGCCACGUGAUGUGCAAUUACUACAUGGCGAUACGAUUGUUAAAGAUUCACUGCUGGAUAAAAGACUCGAUGCCAAAGAAUCUAAAGGUUUCCUCCAUUCUCACACAAAACGAAUCAUCUCUGCUAUAAUGAAAAAUAGGAUCAAAGAUCGACAAAAACGUUUCUUCGGACGCUUUAAACCAUGGGAGAGGGCGAAAGAAGCAUCGGAAAAUGUCGCCGAAGCAGUAAGACUUGAGGAUGCACGGGAGUUUACCAAAGAAACGGGUAGAGAAGCAAGUGAAAGAGCUCGAGAGACCGCUGAGCAUACGAGAGAGAGCACUGUAGAAAAAGGAAGAGAGUUCAAUGAGCAAACAAGAGAGACUGGGGCAGAGAAGGCGAGAGAAACUGCCGAGAAGUUGAGACUGGAGAGGAUCCGAGAGGUUGCAGAAUGUGCUGCUAAAGAAGCUACUAGAACGGCAUGCUUGUUACCAAUAGAAACACUGAGUCUUACGUUAGUCGGUUUGAAAUCAGGUCUUUUUGCAAUGCAAUCAGCCUCGGAUUUUGCUCUUAAAGUGGCAAAAGAAAACAAUCUUGCAUUUGAAGCAGCGAAGCUUGCGUUGGUUGGUCUCGAAGAGUCUAUGAAAGGCCUCGCUAGUUCGUUGGAAGGACCGAAGGGAUUGAUGGACGCGGCUGCUGCAGUACUUGAACAAUCAAAAUCCGUAGUGCUCACCACCCAAGUUGUUUUUGAUGGCGUAAAUAAACAGCAAAAGGCUGGUCUGAACGCUGUCUCCUUCAUCACUCAGUUCGGUCUCGGGGGUAUCAUUAAUAUAAAAGAGCUAAGCUUUAACGUACCCCUUGAUGUAGCAGAGACUGGUGAAUUCAGUGGUACGAUAGUAGUGUCAUUCCUUGGACGAUCAGACGAUACAUUCUCUCUCCAGAUAAAUGUGAAAUAUGUGGAAGAUAUGGUGGACAUAUUAGAAGAUAGAGUCAAAGAUCUACUUAAAUUGUAAUUGCUUGUUUGUGAACAAACGUUAUCGUAUAAUGAUUAUUCAGAAUUUCACGAUUAAUACAGGCGUUAUUAUCAGAUUAUGCCAUUUCUUUAGCGUCUUUAUUCGAUUUUUUUCAAUUUAAAGUUUGAUAUUUAAUUUUUCUUGUUUGACUUUUCACUUUUGAAUUCAAACUUUAAAAUUGUUGUUCAGUACUUUCAAUUCUAUGUUUGAUACUGUAUAUUUCUUGCUUGAUAUUGCACUUUUGAAUUCAAACUUUCAAGAAUGUUGUUCAAUUUUAGUAAUGUUUAUUUAAAAGUCGACCAUUGGUGUUUAAUAUUUUAAAUGAGCUAUUACA
This is a messenger RNA of Owenia fusiformis, 4871 nucleotides long. Lineage: Eukaryota; Metazoa; Annelida; Polychaeta; Sabellida; Oweniidae. The record is from the annotation of a GenBank genome assembly.